Messenger RNA from Elaeis guineensis (African oil palm), 8329 nucleotides. RefSeq names its product piezo-type mechanosensitive ion channel homolog. The record is from RefSeq and is a predicted model, not a curated record. NCBI's taxonomy places the organism in Eukaryota, Viridiplantae, Streptophyta, Magnoliopsida, Arecales, Arecaceae. Gene Ontology annotation, cellular component: membrane. Gene Ontology annotation, molecular function: monoatomic cation channel activity; mechanosensitive monoatomic ion channel activity. Gene Ontology annotation, biological process: detection of mechanical stimulus; regulation of membrane potential; cellular response to mechanical stimulus.
CCGAACACAUCUAUUCCCGUCCAUCAGCGGAAUCGGAUCCGGCGUUCACUAUAAUGGACGGCAGCUGUUGCUCCCGUUUAAAAAUUCUAAGCAGAAUUUUCUUUUGUGAUAAUUCAUGAUCGACCAAUAUAGGCAAGCAGGGGAGAAUUCGUACGGGUCGUUGCAACUGAUCCAAGGUCGCAAUCGCGGCUCCAAUUUCUUUCCGGCGGCCGCGAUUUCCUUCCCCCUUUCCCAAGAAAAAGCUUAUCAAUUUUCUUUCUUGCUUCCUCUCCUAAGAACUUGCUUGUCAGUUUUCUCUCUUGCUCUUGGACUUUUGAUCCCAGUUCUUGAUCUCGUGAUCGAUCCUUUUUGAUCCCAAUUCUUGAUUUUGGAAUCGAUCCUGCUUGAAGAGGAUUUGGAUGAUUCCUCCAGAUAGGUUUUCAUUUGCCAGCUGGGAAUUAGAAAACCCAUCAGCGGAUUUCCCUUCUCCAAAGCACAGAUAGAUAGCGGAUGGGAACGGGAUUUGGUAUACAGAGAAGACGGAUGGAAGGUUUUCUUGGUCGCUUCGUACUGCCUCUGCUACUCUUAGUAGCUUCUUUGCUUGACUGGAGCUUGAUUUCUCUGGUCAAUAUGUUAGUUUUUUUGGCCAUUCAAUUUACUGCUCCAAAAAUAGGAUCCCGUUCUUGGAAGUUACAUCUAAUAGCAUGGUGUACAAUCAUCUUUUCUGUCCUUGCUAUAUUAGCACAAAUCAUUUUUCAUACUCUUUGGUGUAUAGAGGGCCAAGGGUGGAGCAUAGCGGAUGCUUGGUGGGCAAAGAUGAUUGGGUUUGUGAGAUUCCAGCCAUGGGGAUCAACAUCUGUUAUCUACUUUGUGAUCAUACAGCUGUCAGCUGCUCUUGUUGCUUUAGUUGAAGUCCUUGGAAAUAGACUUCAAGAUUCCUGUUGGCUAAACUUCUUGUCUGCAGUUGAUCAUAUAGGAUCCCACCUCAGGGUUUCCUGCUGCUUACUGCUUCCUGCUGUUCAGUUGGUUGUGGGUAUUAGCCAUCCAUCUUGGAUUUUUCUGCCAUUCUUUAUUUGUAGCUGUGUUGGUCUUGUUAAUUGGUCUCUAACGAGUAAUUUUCUUGGUCUUUUCCGGUGGUGGAGGCCUCUCCUAUUGUAUGCAUUUUUCAGCAUUCUUCUGCUUUAUAUCUACCAGCUACCAGUGAAGUUCCCAGAUGUAGUCCUACUUAUUGCUGACUUCAUUGGUUUAUACAAGUUAACUGCAACAGCAGAGUGGCCUGAACUUUGUGCUGGAAUUUCUCUUGUAACAUUUUACUUCAUGGUAUCCUCUGUCAAAUGUGAUUUGCAAGAAAUGGAUUUUAUCAUGUCAAUGGAAACUAGCAGUUUAACUGAGCAGCUUCUACCAUUGAAACAUUCAUUUUUCAUCCGAGAAUCUCGAUCCGGAAGAAGGCAUGCAAAUGUGCUAUUGAGGGGAUCAGUUUUCCGGAAUUUCAGCAUCAACUUCUUCACUUAUGGUUUUCCGGUCUUGUUGCUUGCUCUUUCGUUUUGGAGUUUCAAUUUCACUAGUUUGUGCGCUUUUGGUUUGCUAGCAUAUGUGGGCUAUGUUUUAUAUGCCUUUCCAUCUUUGUUUCAUUUACACCGGUUGAAUGGGUUACUUCUCGUCUUCAUUCUCCUAUGGGCUGCUAGCACAUAUAUAUUCAAUGUAGCAUUUACAUUCCUUAACAAAAAAAUCCGAAAGGACAUGAUGAUUUGGGAAACCAUUGGAUUGUGGCAUUAUCCUAUUCCUGGAUUAUUUCUACUUGCACAGUUCUGCCUUGGAGUCUUUGUAGCAUUAUGUAAUCUAGUGAAUAAUUCUGUAUUUCAACAUCUGUCUGAUGAGGAUAGGCAAUCCUCUAGCGAUGAUCACACAGUUGAAGAGAAAGAAGACACAAAAGUUUUAAUUGUUGCUACAAUAGCUUGGGGGCUACGCAAAAGUUCCCGUGCAAUUACUCUGGCACUGUUGUUUCUUCUUGUUAUGAAACCUGGCUUUAUUCAUGCUGUUUACAUGUGCUUCUUCUUGGUGUUUCUGUUGAGCCAUUCCAUUAGUGCAAAUAUGCGUCAAUCUUUAAUUUUGUUUUGUGAGGUGCAUUUUUCACUACUAUAUAUCCUUCAGCUUAAUUUGAUCUCAAAGGCUUUGGAGCAGAGUGGUUCCUUAACUGUGGUAAUUCUCUCACAAUUAGGCCUCCCAAAUCAUGCUUCUUUCAGGGAUUUUAUGGAAAUAGGUGUGCUAGUGUGCUUCUGUUCAGUGCAGAACCAUGGUUUCAAAAUGCUCUUUUCUUUUUCUGCUAUUCUGCAACAUACUCCUUGUCCUCCACUAGGAUUUAGCAUCUUGAAAGCUGGUUUAAGCAAAUCAGUUUUGCUGUCAGUUUACGCCUCAUCAAGUGCCAGAGUUGGUUAUUCCCUCAGCUUUUCACAUGAGCAAAAGAUAGCAACGUAUCUCAGCAAAAUCAGUCAGAUGUUCUUAUCUACGUACCGCUCCUAUGGGACAUAUGUGGCAUUUCUAACUAUUCUUUUCACACUAUACUUGGUCACUCCAAAUUAUGUAUCAUUUGGUUACCUUUUUUUCCUCCUAUUUUGGAUAAUAGGGAGGCAGCUUGUGGAGAAGACAAGAAGGCGGCUUUGGUAUCCCUUGAAAGUCUAUGCCACUCUUGUGUUUGUUUUGACCUAUAGCUUGAGCAUUUCUCCUGUACUUGCAACAUGGAUGUCCAAGCUGAUCGAUCUGUAUCCUGAUUUGGGGUUCAAUCCUGAAGCAUCUUUAUUGAAGAAUGUCUGGGAAUCCUUGGCUGUUUUGACUGUAAUGCAACUUUACAGCUACGAAAGAAGACAGAGUAGGUACAGAACAGUUGAUGCUUCUGAUGCAUCAGAACAUGGAAUUUUGGGGUUUUCCAGAAGGCUCCUUAUUUGGCACAGCGAGAAGAUUUUGUCUAUAGCUGUAUUUUAUGCUUUAUUGUCUUCAAUCAGUGCAUUCGGCUUUAUUUAUCUUCUGGGUCUCAUUAUAUCUUCUACUUUACCAAAAACAUCUCAGAUUCCUUCCAAGUUGUUUUUAGUUUAUACAGGAUUGCUCGUGACUUCUGAAUAUCUCUUUCAAAUAUGGUGCAAACUUGCUUAUAUGUGUCCUGGUCAAAGGCUCUAUGGUUUGUCACUGUUUCUGGGCCUAAAGUAUUUUGAUUCUGGAUUUUGGGGCCUUGAGUCUGGUUUGAGGGGAAAGGUGCUGGUAAUAGUUGCUUGUACUCUUCAAUACAAUGUUUUCCGCUGGCUAGACAAUAUGCCAAGUUCUCUAGUAUGUAGAGGUAAGUGGGAAGAGCCUUGCCAAUUGUUUAUCUCAUCAGAACAUGCUUCAGUGGGUACUUUGGUUCAUCAUGAAGAAAAGAAGGCACCAGUGGAUUUCACUCUUUCAUCUGCAACACCAAGAGGUGCUAAUACUGAUUCAAGCCCAUCUUUCAGCACUAAUACCUAUGAAGCAUCAGAAUCCGUCCCUGAUGUGACAAGAGCCUCAGAGAAUAACACUAGGAAAUACUCAUUUGCCUCCAUUUGGGGAAGUACUAAAGAGAGUCACAAGUGGAACAAGAAACUUAUCCUUGCUUUGAGAAAAGAGAGGUUUGAAAUGCAGAAGACUACGCUAAUAAUCUAUAUGAAAUUUUGGAUGGAAAAUCUUUUUAAACUUCGAGGUCUUGAGAUUAACAUGAUUGUGUUACUUUUGGCGAGUUUUGCUGUGCUAAAUGCCAUUUCAUUGUUAUAUAUCAUAUGCCUUGUUGCCUGCAUUCUUCUGAAACGCGAGGUUAUCCAUAAAUUAUGGCCUAUAUUUGUUUUCUUGUUUGCUUCUAUCUUCAUUCUUGAGUAUUUCGCCAUUUGGAAAGAUCUAAUUCCUUGGAUUCACUCUCCCAAAGAGAUGGAAAUCAACUGCCGUGAUUGCUGGAGUAGCUCAAGCCUUCACUUUGGUUUUUGUACAAAAUGCUGGCUGGGGAUAAUUGUUGAUGAUCCACGAAUGCUUGUGAGCUAUUAUGCAGUUUUUAUUUUCUCCUCUUUUAAACUCCGUUCUGAUCACUUUUCUGGUUUCUCAGAGUCGCAUACAUACCGUCAGAUGAUGUCUCAGCGGAAAAAUGCAUUAGUUUGGAAAGACCUCUCAUUUGAAACAAAGAGUUUCUGGACUUUUCUUGACUAUCUGAGAUUAUAUCUCUAUUGUCAUUUAUUAGACAUUGUUCUUGCUUUAAUAUUAAUAACCGGAACUCUGGAAUAUGAUGUUCUGCACCUUGGUUACCUUGGCUUUGCUUUGGUUUUCUUCCGAAUGAGACUUGAAAUAUUGAAAAAGAAGAACAAAAUUUUCAAAUUCUUGCGCAUGUAUAAUUUUGCGCUCAUUGUCCUUUCUCUUGCUUAUCAAUCUCCCUAUCUUGGGAAUUUCAGCUCUGGCAAGUGUGAACAGAUAGACUACAUAUAUGAGGUCAUUGGAUUUUAUAAGUAUGAUUAUGGGUUCCGAAUAACAUCAAGAUCUGCAUUGGUUGAGAUUGUAAUUUUUUUGUUAGUAUCAAUGCAAUCAUACAUCUUCUGCUCCGAAGAAUUUAAUUAUGUAGCAAGAUACCUUGAGGCUGAGCAAAUUGGUGCUAUGGUCCAUGAGCAAGAGAAAAGGGCUGCAAGGAAAACUGCGCAAUUACUGCAAAUUCGUAAAUCAGAAGAGCAAAAACGGCUGCGUAACUUGCAAGUGGAGAAAAUGAAAUCUGAGAUGCUCAAUCUGCAAAGCCAGCUCAAUAGCAUGAAUUCCAUUAUGACUCUUGAUGACAGUUCUCCACAAUCAGAAGGUCUUCGACGUAGAAGGAACUCUUCCCAAGGCAUGGAUAAAGUUGGCAGAGUGCCAGAUAAUGAGACUGGAUCACCAAACAAGCAGUAUGAGAAUGUCAGUUCAGAAUCAUAUCAUUCCCUUGACUUUGCUGUGCCUGAAAUGCAAAAGAAUGCAGCAUUGCCCGACUUGCAAAACUCUCCUACUAGUAUAAAAAGUGAGAGCUCAAUCUUGAUGGAUUAUGUGAGGCAUUCCUUGGAUUCUAUUUGUGAGAUAAGUGAACUUGGAGACAAGGGUGAUGAUCAUGAUACAGCAUUUUCAAAUGCAAAUAGAAUAGAGAAAGAAAGGGGCAAGCACAAGGAAAACCCAAUAAUGUCUGCUGUCCAGCUGAUAGGUGAUGGUGUUUCUCAAGUUCAGUCCCUUGGGAAUCAGGCAGUCACGAACAUUGUGAGCUUCUUGAACAUAGAGCCUGGGGAAUCUGAUUCAAAUGGGCAUUCGGAAGAUGGGGAAUAUGAUAAAAUAGAGAGCCAAAAGAUUGUGGAGUAUGGACACUUGGAUCGGAUGUCCUCAGUUCACUCUGGUACAGGGGCACGUCCUGCUAGCCUGCAAAUUGGAAGGAUCUUUCGUUUUAUAUGGUCACAAAUGCGAUCGAAUAAUGAUGUUGUGUGUUACUGUUGCUUUGUACUUGUUUUUCUCUGGAAUUUCAGUUUGCUGUCAAUGUUCUACCUUGCAGCUCUUUUCUUAUAUGCUCUGUGUGUAAAUUCUGGUCCUAGUUACUUGUUCUGGCUGAUCAUGCUAAUUUAUACAGAGAUCAAUAUUUUGCUUCAGUAUUUGUAUCAGAUUAUCAUCCAGCACUGCGGGUUAAGUAUUCACAUACCCUUACUGCAGAGGUUAGGAUUUCCUGAACAUAAAAUAAAGGCAUCAUUCGUUAUCAGCACUCUACCUCUGUUUCUGGUCUAUAUAUCAACUCUUCUGCAAAGUUCAAUAACUGCAAAAGAUGGUGAGUGGGCGCCAGUAACAGAAUUUAAACUGUUGAGGGGAAAGAAUCAUUAUAAAGAAGAACAUAGUUUGAGUUUUGGUUGGAGGGAUGGGCUACAGCAGUUAGUCUCACCAGUGACAAAUGUCUUAAAGAUAAUAACAAGAAGCUUCUCUAGGUAUUGGAGAUCAUUAACACAAGGAUCGGAGUCUCCCCCAUACUUUGUGCAACUGUCAAUGGAAGUUAAUCAGUGGCCAGAGGAUGGUAUCCAACCAGAGAAAAUAGAAUCAGGAAUAAAUGAAUUGCUUCAUGUAGGUCAUGAAGAAAGAUGUGAAGCCAAAAUUUCUUCUUCAUGCCAUUCGGCUAGCAGAGUUCGAAUUCAUAGCAUAGAAAGAAGCCAAGAAAAUACAAAUGUUGCUCUUGCUGUUCUUGAAGUUGUUUAUGCUUCUCCUUCUGUGGGGUGUUCAGCAGCAGAGUGGUAUAGAUCACUAACUCCAGCAGCGGACAUUGCAGCAGAGAUUCUAAAAUCACAAAAGGAAGGGUUGCUGGAAGAAUUAGACUUUCCCUACCCUAUAUUAUCUGUGAUUGGAGGAGGCAGAACAGAAAUUGACCUAUAUGCAUAUGUAUUUGGUGCAGACUUGGCAGUUUUCUUUCUGGUUGCCAUUUUUUAUCAGUCUGUUAUCAAAAAUAAGAGCAAACUUCUUGAUGUAUAUCAGUUUGAAGACCAGUUUCCUAAAGAGUUUGUGUUUAUCUUGAUGGUUCUUUUUUUCUUGAUUGUGCUUGAUCGUAUUAUAUAUCUAUGUUCCUUUGCUGCUGGAAAGGUUAUUUUCUAUCUUUUCAAUCUUGUCUUGUUUACAUACUCAGUCACCGAGUAUGCUUGGUACAUGGAGCCUUCUCACCAGCAUAUAGGACGACUUGCACUCUGUGCUAUCUACCUCACAAAAUCAGUUUCGCUAGCCCUACAGGCAUUACAAAUUCGUUAUGGAAUUCCUAACAAAAGCACUUUGUACCGGCAGUUUUUGACUAGUAAAGUUACACACAUCAACUAUUUGGGUUUCCGACUUUAUCGUGCUUUACCAUUUUUGUAUGAACUACGAUGUGUACUUGAUUGGUCCUGUACAUCUACAUCUCUAACAAUGUAUGACUGGCUGAAGUUGGAGGACAUUUAUGCAAGCCUGUUUCUGGUCAGAUGUGAUACUGAUCUGUAUAGAUCAAGGCACCAGCAAGGUCAAAAGCAAACUAAAAUGACCAAAUUCUGCAGUGGGAUAUGUUUAUUCUUCAUACUAAUAUGCGUCAUCUGGGCUCCUAUGUUGAUUUACAGUAGUGGCAACCCAACAAACAUUGCAAACCUUGUUAUAGAUGUGAGUGUUCAGAUUGAUAUUAAAGCAGCAAGUGGAAGGCUGACCCUGUUCCAAACCACUCUGUGCGAAAGAUUUCCUUGGAAUGACUUACAAUUAGAUGAUGAGUUGGACCCACAACAUUACCUGGAUAGUUACAAUGUACAGGACAUUCAAUUGAUCUGCUGCCAACCUGAUGCAAGUACAAUGUGGCUGGUCCCUCCAGUUGUUCCAGCUCAAUACACCAGGUCCAUUGACCAGGACAAGUAUAUGAAAAUACUUAUAACAUGGGUCUUUUUAAGAGAGAGGCCAAAGGGGAAAGAAGCAGUAAAAUAUGAAGCACCUGUUGAAAUUUGUCCAAGUCAGGAUGAUGUCAAACAAGUGCUUAAUGGGACAGCUAACAGCUUCAGGAUAGUCGAUGCAUAUCCUAGAUACUUCCGGUUGACUGGCUCUGGUGAAGUGCGGUUAAUUGCACCAACAGGAAAUUCAGUUAGUGGGGAUCUUCUUUUGAAUCAUGAAAGUCCUCCAUGGUGGUCUUUCCAUGAUGUUAAUGCAUCAGAUGGAGCAGCGUGUAAAGGGUUGACUGGGCCAAUGGCCAUCGUUGUAUCUGAGGAGACACCACAGGGUAUUCUUGGUGAAACUCUUAGUAAAUUCAGCAUUUGGAGUCUGUAUCUUACUUUUGUUCUAGCUGUUGGCCGAUUUAUCAGGCUUCAAUGUUCUGACUUGAGAAUGAGAAUACCCUAUGAAAAUCUUCCUUCUUGUGACAGGUUGAUAGCGAUCUGUGAGGACAUCUAUGCUGCGCGGGCAGAGGGUGAGUUAGUAGUUGAAGAAGUCCUUUACUGGACGCUUGUAAAAAUCUACAGGUCACCACACAUGCUUCUGGAGUACACCAAGCCUGACUAAAUUCCUUGGUUCAUGACGGCUACUUUGGAAAUGAUGGAAGAGCAUGCUGAUUAUUACCAGCUGAAAUACAGGAUCACAGUGCAAGGAAGCAAAAUGGACAACCUCCAUCGGUGAAUUUGGUGGUGUUUCUUUGGCUCGUCAAAUCCAGGUUUUAUAUGUACAUGUCAUUGUAUUUCUUUUGGAUUCCUUUGCCAGAUGAGUUGGUUGUGCGCAUCAAGUUGCUUCCAUGGGUGCAAGGUUCUCACAUGUAUACCCGAGAAGUACUUACUGUUCAAUUAUUUUUGUAAAUAUGACGUUUAUAUGGAAAAGUAAACAAGUUCAGUAA